Messenger RNA from Anguilla rostrata (American eel), 1174 nucleotides. RefSeq names its product GTP binding protein 8 (putative) (gene gtpbp8). Gene Ontology annotation, cellular component: mitochondrion. The record is from RefSeq and is a predicted model, not a curated record. Bases 195 to 1085 code for a protein of 296 amino acids. Gene Ontology annotation, molecular function: GTP binding. The transcript is spliced from 7 exons. Lineage: Eukaryota; Metazoa; Chordata; Actinopteri; Anguilliformes; Anguillidae.
GCAACACUCCACACGAAACAUGGAAGUGCUAGAGAGGUGUUUUCAAUAUGCGAUCUGGAAAAUAUGAAGUAACGGCACGCCUGCCUCAGUAGAUCUGUUGUUAGAUCAUUGACACAAAGCCGUGAACAGGGAUCAAUAAAGAUCUGAUCUGUGUACCCCUCCAGGCGAAAGCUGUGACAGCAGACCCCUGCGGGAUGUUCUGUCCAAAGGCCUGGGUGUUGCUGCUGGCCAAGCCUGCGUUCUGGGCCGUCCCCCUGGGGCAGCGGCACACCCACACCCUGGCCUCUUUUCGUGAGGCGUCUCGUCUGCCAGAGAGGAGGCUGCGGGGCCUGCUGUUCCCCUUCAGCGAGCUGGAGGGUCACCUGGCCCCCGGAGUGCGGCGGGGGGAGUUCAGUCUGUUCCAGCCCAGCGUGAGGGACGUCUCCAGGGCCGAGCAGCUCUUCACCCCCUCCCCCAAACACCGCAUUGACUACUUCACCUCUGCUGUUAGGAUGGACCAUGCACCUGGCAUGCAGCAGCCUGAGGUGUGUUUCAUAGGUAGGAGUAACGUGGGGAAGUCCUCUCUAAUCCGCGCACUCUUCUCCCUGGUGCCUGGCCUCGAGGUCCGGGUCUCCAAAACGCCGGGUCACACAAAGAAGCUCAACUUCUAUCGAGUGGGAAAGGCUUUCACUGUGGUGGACAUGCCAGGCUACGGCUACAGGGCACCUGAGGACUUCCGGGACAUGGUGGAGUCUUACCUGGAGGAACGGACAAGCCUGGUGAGGACGUUCCUGUUGCUUGACGGUUCAGUGGGGCUGCAGGAAGUGGACAAGAUUGCCGUGGAAAUGUGUGAAGAGCUGGGAUUGCCCUACGUGAUUGUGCUGACGAAGAUUGACAAGGGCAGUCGGGGGGUGCUGCUGAGAAACCUGCUCCAGCUGCAGGAAGUCAUCCAUAGGCACACAGGAGGAUGUUAUCCCCAGCCCUUCCUGGUCAGCUCUACACAGUUCUCCGGGAUUUACCUUCUUCGCUGUUUCAUUGCACAUGUGACCGGGAAUCUUGACCUGGAGAUGGCAGUCAAUCAGGGAACGCCAAAGGGGGUCAGGUGACCUUCCCCUCCUGGGGAGGGGGGGUGUGACUGUACAUACUGUAAGAAGAAAAAAACAUUUGAUUGGUUUAAUAAAAGCAGUAAUGCAAA